This is a messenger RNA of Pocillopora meandrina, 2429 nucleotides long. The record is from the annotation of a GenBank genome assembly. Lineage: Eukaryota; Metazoa; Cnidaria; Anthozoa; Scleractinia; Pocilloporidae.
AUGAAGUUCACAAUUUUCAAAGUUUUUUUCUUUGGGGUAUUUUUGUCUGAGGUGCUAGGAACGAAGAAUCUGAGGGAUAACACAACAUCUCUGCUGAAAAAAUGCCCAGAGAAUCAAUGCCUGGUAAGAGAAAUACGAGAGUACCUGAGUGUAAUGUAUCGCCUGAAAUCUCGUAAGUGGUUCAGUUUGGUUUCAUACAGGUCAUCUCGAACUUCUUGUAACGCGCAAAUUAUGCUACCUAAAAUAAAAUCUGAGUGUGAAAGUAAUUUAUUGCGCACAAUUAACCCAGAUUUCUCAAGCAACACCAAACGUGAGAAACAUAUCUGAAUCUUUAUCAGUAAACAUUUCAAUCAAUUAGAUGAGUUCGUGUUUCUGUUAUGAACAGUCAUGCAGUGAAUUUUCGCCCCAAAGUAAUUUAAUAUCAUGUUUCAAUUUUUGUGUGCCAUCACAAAGAAGAGUAUCAUGCUAAAUGGCGAAUACUCGGACGUUCUCUACAUGUCCCUAACUAGAUAUGACGAUGAAUUUUGUCUAUUCGAACGACUUGCUUUGCUUCUUUGGUUUUAUAUCUUGUUGAUAAUGUUUGCCUCUUGAACGUUUUAAGACUGAAGCCAUUGUUUGUCUCUCUGGAAGCAAACCCAGGGGAAAGGGAAAUUCAUGUAAGAGAUGACGUAAACUUUAACCUAUAAACAAUGUACAAAGACCACAAAAGGAGGAAACUAGGUUUACAGUAAGUUAAUGUCAAGGAGAUGUUCACUUCUACAUGUGCGUAUGCUAUUUUUGCUGCUUGUGUCUUACAGUAAAAGCUGUUCUUCAAAUUCAAAACAAGAAAACUUAAAACCCAUACAAACGCGUUGAAACGUGUAUGAUGUGGAAAAUUACUCUCAAAAAUGAAUGCGUCCAAUGCACCUCCACAAGCGUGUAUGUUCACAAUUUUUCACAGUCUGUGCAAAAAAAGCUUCGGAAGGUGCGCACGUGUAGCACAAAAACACUUCGCUCCUAUGGAAUUCAAGAGCCAGCACAUUUGGUUUUCUUUACCUGAUAAGCGAUUGAUAAGCGACUGAUUUUCAGAUACUUUAUUUACAAGCGUUAUGCACUCACCAUUCGUGGCUUUCUUGAUUGAAGCGACGCGGCGCACAAACUCUUGAUACUCUUCAAAAUGGUCAGGGCUUGAUUUAAACCAGCAGGGUCAUAAGCCCUAUCAUUAAUGUCACCCUCCAUCGAGGCCUGAAAUCCGAAGAAUCAGACCACGAAAUUGAAUUGCUCUCAUUUGACUUACUAUCCGCCGUAUUUACUUUGCUGAGUGUGCACACGCGUGACGUAUCAGGUCACAUGGUCAAAUUCGAAGCUUUUAAGGCGAAUAACUCACGAAGCUGUAUUUAGGACAGUUUUCAGAGCGAAAAAAGGCACGAUGACGUGUCACCUGAGGCCUUAAGACAGUAUUCCGAAAAAGCGAAAAUUAGCUGUCAGUUGCCUUUUUAAAAUUCUUAAGUAUGACCAAGCUAUGGAAGAUGUUCCAUACGCAAUCAAUUCAAAACUUGUCACUGAUGCACCUUUAUCAAUAAGCGAACAUACAAACAAAUAAAGGAAAGAUACACAUCACUUUCAAAAUACUUAGUCGAUAGCCUUAUGAAAAGAGUGCAGAAUACUCAUGAGAGUGUUGCAUAAAGAUCCCUUUAACCUCAGUCUUAUUUUUAAAUAUCUUUUUCUACAGGCAAUAGCGACAGAUUGAAAGUUUUGGAAGACGAGGUUAGUAGUCACUACUAGAUAACUAAAAUUCCUUUCAAGUUGCGUCGCUACACCUUCCAAAAUAUUUGAGAACUAGAGCAUAAGUUCAUAGAGCAUAAGAGAAGUUUGAGACAUUUUGCAUUUGUUAGUCGGAAAUCUAUGAAUAGGCUCAAAACCUUCUCUUCAAUUCUCAAGUUACAAUUUCGACCUUUGAGCAUAUAAGAAAAAAACCUCCUUGUCGGUACCUGGCUCGGUUCCACUUAGCGUUCCAGAUUAGCUUUUAUAGCGAUUUCAUCAAACGUUUUACUUUUCACUCGCUUUUUAGCUUUUAUUCAAAGUUUUGUAGGGAGGUGCGCAUGGCGAAAAAGUUUGCUUAAAUGCUAUUGCUAAAUUUAUGCUGACAUGAUGGUAGAAGGCAAAAGGAGCAACGACAAAAAACGCCUUGAGUAUAGUUUAUGUAUUUCAAGCAGUAAAUUAGCAAAUUAAACUUCUAGAUCCAUAGAAUUUGUUAUUUUAUUUUCCGUUGUGUUUUUAUUAAAGUUCGUUGCUUCUCUGAAUCCUGCCAGGUCGAAAAACUGAAAGGUUUACUUCAGAAGGCAGGAAAACCUAACGGCUUCGCCUUGCUCGACAGUACCGGCCAUCUGCCCCAGAAACUCCUCGUGGCGGGUUACGACAAAUACUCCAUGUACGACUUGGGGUGGUAG